Chilo suppressalis (striped riceborer) is the source of this 2563-nucleotide messenger RNA. The record is from the annotation of a GenBank genome assembly. NCBI's taxonomy places the organism in Eukaryota, Metazoa, Arthropoda, Insecta, Lepidoptera, Crambidae.
CUAAAAUUAAGCAUGCAAAUUUUCACUACAAACUGUUAUUUAUCGUAGUAUUGCAAGAAAAACAUUCAUAUCAUUAAAUGCAAUUAGUUAUCAGAAAUGAUAUCAAUAUUUUUAAUUACUCGUUGAGCAUAUAUUUUUUCUGAAAACAAUCGAAACAGCCGGUAAAAAAAAACCAACAAUCAAACAAACAAGGAAUUUCUUAAUUUGACAUGUUGGGUAUCACAGAGUACUAAAGAAAUAAGUAUCGAAUAUUUGCUUAAGCUAAUAAGUACUCUAUGACAAAGUUGAUAAAAUGCUUUUCAGUUCAUAAGGUCAGUUGUAUUUGAUUUUAAGUUCUGUUGAAAUUUAAUCAAAAGCGCAUGUUUGUUUUGGUUUUAAUUAUUUUUUGAAAAAUGGAUCAGAAGCAAAUAUUUAGUAAAUGCAAGGAAUUAGGAUGUUGCGAUGCCUGUGGGCUGCGAUAUUUGGGAAUAAGAAAUCCAAAAGCGUACGAGAAUGCUAAGGAAUUCGCUCUCAAAUUUCAAGAUAAACCUGUGGCCACAGAUGGUGCUAGUUCAUCAACAGAGAAAGAAGCUGUAGAAACAAAUAACACUACAGUCAGUAACGGAGACUCGCCUCCCAAUAAGAAACACAAGGGGAAUCCGUGUGUAACAUGCUUAGGACUGCUCCAGGAAGAAGUUUGGCCAGAAUGCAAUAAGAAAGUCAAAGAGCUGCUUGAUAAGAAGCGGUAUGAGUGUACCACCUUCGCAUGUGCCCUCUCAGCUCCCAUUGUCACAAUAUUGAGAGAGAGAGUUGUGUCCCUGAGGUUGAGUGAUGCCUGCAAAGACUAUGAUGCCAAAGUGUUGACACCACUGAAGGAAGCUUGGAAAUGGUCCUUUGGCACACAACUAGCAACAUAUGUGGGAAUAAAUCUGGAUGCUGGUCACUUAUCCCCGUUACUGGUCACCCUGCAUAUGGAAUACCCGGACGAUUUGCAGGAACUGGAAGUCCUAAAGACCCUCUCGCCUACCCUAUUUGAAUCGCGCAGUCAGCAAAGAAAGCGCUUCACCGUAGAGUUUACCCGUCGCUCUGUGGAACAAGCGCUAGAGGGAGUUACGCUCGAAGCGCUAGAAGCGCUGCCGGGGCGCGGGGAGGGGAUCAUGGCGGUGGGGGGGAGGGUGGAAUGUGUGAGUGUGGGGUGUACUCAUGCACCCGCCUAUGUGGGGGGGAGGUACAUCAAGUUGUCGCGCGAGUUGCCACAAACGCCGUGGAUCAUCAACGGCCGUCGUAUGAUGGAAUCUUCGGUUCAAGAGAUCAUAUUUGAACCGCUGGCGAAAGCAUACGGCAUGUCACUGGCCGAUUCUGAACAUCGACUGAAGUUCAUGGCGGCUGGACGAGAAGAUGUCGACGUGAGGUGUCUGGGAGAUGGCAGACCUUUCGCUAUAGAGGUAACGGAUCCCAAUAGACAAUUGAGUGCGGACGAACUGAACAAUAUUUGCGAGGAAAUAUCCAAAAGUGGUCUAGUGAUCGUCAAGUUAAUGGUGCCGGUGACAAAGGAAGACUUGACAGACCUCAAAAAGGCAGAAGAAACCAAACGCAAGACAUACGAAGCCCUCUGCAUCAAACUCGCGCACUCCGAAUACGAAACUGACCUAGACCCCUCAGCGCCCGUAACGGUGACAGACGAGGACAUCCGUCGCCUCAACACAUUCCGCAACACUCCCGCGGAGCACUCGGCCCGGAUAGUGUUCACGCAGCGCACUCCCAUCAGGGUGCUGCACCGGCGGCCCCUGCUGGUCAGGACCAGGUGUAUAUACGAGUUACACGCGGAAAAGGUGCCUGAGCACCCGCGGCUGCUGUGCAUCAGACUGGUAUCGAUGGCGGGCGCCUACAUCAAGGAGCUGGUGCACGGGGAGUGUGGCCGCACCGCGCCCGCACUCCGCGAGUCCGCGCGCGCGCCCAUAGACCUGCUGGCGCUCGACGUCAGCGCCGUGCUGGCCGUGUGGCCGCCCACCACGCGCCUCCACUGAGUACUGCACGCGGAGUGUGGCCGCACCGCGCCCGCACUCCGCGAGUCCGCGCGCGCGCCCAUAGACCUGCUGGCGCUCGACGUCAGCGCCGUGCUGGCCGUGUGGCCGCCCACCACGCGCCUCCACUGAGUACUGCACGCGGAGUGUGGCCGCACCGCGCCCGCACUCCGCGAGUCCGCGCGCGCGCCCAUAGACCUGCUGGCGCUCGACGUCAGCGCCGUGCUGGCCGUGUGGCCGCCCACCACGCGCCUCCACUGAGUACUGCACGCGGAGUGUGGCCGCACCGCGCCCGCACUCCGCGAGUCCGCGCGCGCGCCCAUAGACCUGCUGGCGCUCGACGUCAGCGCCGUGCUGGCCGUGUGGCCGCCCACCACGCGCCUCCACUGAGUACUGCACGCGGAGUGUGGCCGCACCGCGCCCGCACUCCGCGAGUCCGCGCGCGCGCCCAUAGACCUGCUGGCGCUCGACGUCAGCGCCGUGCUGGCCGUGUGGCCGCCCACCACGCGCCUCCACUAAAUCAUUACAAAGAAAUGGCCAAUAAAUCACUUUACGUAACG